AUGGUGUGGAACAAAGAUCUGGAUCGCGCGGGCUUCGUGGUCCUCAACGCCAUUCGCGCCCUCAAUAUUAUUGUCUUUCUGGACAUCAUUGCCUCCUGCGUCGUCAUGGAGGUCAAGAUCAACAUGAAAAAUGGAUACUUUUUCUUCAUGGCCGUCACACAUGCUGUCAUGGCUUUACUAAGCAUCGCCUUGAUUAUCACUGAACUCCCCCUCUUCCGAGGAUACAUCAACAAGAACUGGCCCGCCUUCGGUGACGAAGCGGGUUUCAUCGUCCUCGGCGCCAUCAUGAUGAUUCUCGGCGUCGCGGUCUUGGGUAAUCUCAACAUGGAGGAGAUGAGCCAGAAGUCCCUUGGUCUCGCUUUCUGGCGAAUCGUCAUCUCAGCGGGUAUUCUCGCCAUGGUCAUGAGCGUGAUGAACGUGCUGGCUACAUUCAUCUUCAGCCACCGCAACCCCCGUGUCAGCGCCCGACAGGUCCGCGCCGAGGGUGCCCAGGCAAAGAACAACGCCGUCAGCCGAUCGGAUAGCCAGCGCUCCCAGCUGCUGAGUAUCAAACGCAUCGACUCUUCGAACAGCUAUACGCCCCCUCCUUAUCAACCGAGCAAGCAGCAGCGAUUCACCCAGCGAAUCAGCCGAUUCCUCCCUGUUAACCCCUCCGGAUUUUCUAAGAAGGAAGAUGGAGCUGCAAAUGGGGAUGGGAGUGCGCACCUUCAGCCGCCAAUGAAUGAUGCCGCUUCUUCGAUUUAUUCCCGUCCUGAUGGUAUUACCCGCCCCCAGGAUGCAUAUGAUCCCACUGCUGUGCACCCGCUUAUGCGGAAUGGCGCGAGUCAGAUAUGGCCAUCUUUCAGAUCUCUUGGGCGACGUGAGUUUCCACCCCAUCUGCGUAUCGUCGCGCCUCUAACCGCGAACAGUGUCAAAUCGGUCCUUAUCUUCUUCGCCCCCAUCAUCAUUCCACGACUGAUUAACUCCUACCGUUCUCUUCGGGCGUCGAUUGCCACGAGCCCACCUCCUCGCCCCAUCCCCGAAGGCGCCCAUCGAGCGCUGAAUGUCCUAUUCGCGAGCAUUGCCUUCUUCCUCAUCCUCAGCCUACCUUUCAACCCUCACGCCCCCGAACCCAACGUCUUCACCUUGACCCGAUCGCGCAUCAACACGCCUCACGAUGUUAUCUUCAACCGACUUGCGCGCCUUCGGCCGGGCGAUAUGCUGACCGAGGCGGACCUGCUUCUCAAGAGCAAGCUUACGUCUCUCUUUGCUCGCAAGGUCUAUCUCACCUAUGGCCCUGAUAGCUUGACCUCGUGUCAGUUUUGCACGAUCGACAACAUGUACAGCUACUUGCUCUACUACCUCCCAUUUAACGUCCUCUUGCCGCACCUGAUCCACCUCUCGGUCCUGGGAGUUGCAACAUCAUCCCCUAUCGCCGGCCCCGAAUGCUCUCGUUGGCGCAACAAGUUCACGCUUGCCGGUUUGGCACUGGCAGCAUUUGACAUUUACAUUGUAUCUACUUUCGAUGUGCUUCACACAGCAUCUGCCGCAGUGCGGGCGGGCCAGACUCCCCCAUCUGGUUUCUACUACGGUAUUACGCUCAUGCGCCCGCUCGCACUGACGGUCUUCGACGUCAGCUGUGCUGCCCUCAUUUAUCUCUCUUCCACCAACCGCUUCUUCUUCAAGCCGCCUAACCCCGCCGACCAACUGGACCAAGCGGUCUCCGCCGCUUUGCGCAUGUUGAACGGCGCCAAUGGAAAGCUUCAUGCUGCGAGCGUCACUCGCAACGCAGUGGUGCGGGACAAGAACCUCAAACAACGAGACGAUGUGUACUGGCAGACAAUGGUGGCGGUGGAGAACCCGACUCGGAGCCCUGGGGAGAGGGCGGGCCCCGUGCAAGGAGGGACGGCCGUGGUGGACAACAUCUGGGAAGAGCCCGAAGUGGCCCAAGCCAUGUCGCGGGCGAUGGCCGGGCAGGGCGGUGUCGAUCUCGCGCAGCUGGGCACAAAUGCCCACGAGUUUGUGCGCGGGGUGACGCAGGGUCUGGACUAA
Molecule: messenger RNA, 2031 nt
Organism: Penicillium argentinense
Lineage: Eukaryota; Fungi; Ascomycota; Eurotiomycetes; Eurotiales; Aspergillaceae
Exons: 4
Coding region: 1-2031 (676 amino acids)
Source: RefSeq, a predicted model, not a curated record